UCGAUUAUUAUUAAAUUUUGUGGUGAUUAAAAAAUAUGUCUAUUUCACAGGAGAAUACCAAACCUAUGACUAGGGCAUCUAAAAAAGACAAAGAUUUUUCAAAAAUUGGCGGCCUAAGUAAUCAUGUAAAAACGUUACGUGAUAUUAUUAUUUUACCUUUACUGUACGGCAAUGUUUUUAAAAGUUUUAAUAUACGAGCACCCAGAGGUGUUCUAUUUUAUGGUCCACCAGGUACUGGAAAAACAUUGGUUGCAGGAGCAUUAGCAACAGAAUUAAAUAAGGAAGGUUUAGGGAAAAUAAGCUUCUUCCAUCGGAAAGGUGCUGAUGUGUUAGCUAAAUGGAUUGGAGAAUCAGAAAAGAAUCUUCGAGAUUUAUUUGAAAAGGCCAGCAAACAACGUCCAUCUAUAAUAUUUUUCGACGAGAUCGAUGGUCUAGCUCCAGUUCGAUCCCAAACUAACGAACAUAUCCACACCAGCAUUGUUACAACGUUGUUGGCUCUUAUGGAUGGACUAGAUAAUACACCAGGUGUUAUCGUUAUUGGAGCUACGAACAGGAUCGAAAAUAUUGAUCAAGCUCUGCGUCGAGCCGGUAGAUUUGACAGAGAGUUGUAUUUUCCUCUUCCUACUUUAGAAGGGCGAAAGGAGAUUAUACAAGUUCACACUUCGACCUGGGAGCGCAAAUUUUCUAAAGAAUUUAUUAAUACUCUUGCUGAAGCAACGGCGGGAUUUUGCGGUUCAGACAUAGCCGCACUUUGUUCAGAAGCUGUUUUGUGUUGUAUGAGGAGGUUAUAUCCUAACAUAGAAUGUACGGGUAGAAAAAUUUGUAUUGAAGUUGGAACUUUAAAGGUAGAUGAAUGCGACUUUAUGGAUGCCAGACAGAAAAUUUUACCAACUGGAUUAAGGAUGGGAAAUCAUACUGAGUGUUUAAACGUAGUUAUAAGACCAUUGUUGCAAAGACAGUUGGAUAAUAUUUUAAACAAUAUACAAUUGAUGUGGCCGCAUUUUUUGGACGAAAACUAUAAAUAUAAAAUUGAUGAUGACGGAAGAUAUGCUGGCAGAUUACUUCUAAAAGGAUCCAAGGAUGACGGUUUGUCUUACAUAAUAUCUGCUUUGAUACAAACGUUUGAACAUUUACCAGCACAAAUUUUAGACAUAACAACAAUUUCAGAGCAAAAUUUCGGUCGAUAUUCUAACACUCCCUCAAUGCUGGUUUUGCAAAGAGUUGAUGAGUGGAUGUCACUAGAAAAAAGUUCUGAAUUCAUCAGUUUACUUAGUUAUCUGGAUGAUUUGCACGUUAGUUUACCAAUUUUAGCUAUAGCCACAUGUAAGAAAGAUCUGCCCGAAAUUUUUCAAAGCUUUUUUCACAACAACUGUAGUAUAAUUAUAGAAAUUGGUUAUCCAACCGUUGAGGAAAAGAAAAAGUUUUUUUCUCCGCUCUUCUUUGAUUCUAACAUGAACAGUCUGUGCACUGUUUUAGACCAAAAACAACUGGCAAUUAUUGAAAAUUCUAAUGAAUCAAAACCCAAAAGUCACGUACCUAAUAUGUUAAAACAUGCAAAGAUCAAUCUACAAGUAUUUAAUGAGAAUGGAAAAAGACGAUGUGAAACAGAAAACGAAGGUGUCAUAUGUAAAAGAAUAAAAAGAUGUGAGGAGAUCCUUGAAGAUACGAAUUCCACACUAGACUUUAAACAUAUUAAGAUAUCUCGAAAUCAAAAAUAUAAAACACAAAAAGAGCGUUUCACAUUACUUCUUACAAAUCUUCUUUAUGAACGGUCGCAAUAUCCUGAUUUACUGGAACCAGUUAAUACUACCAAAGAAAAUUUAAUUGAAAAUGAAAAAACUAAUGAAGACGAUACACAUGGAACGUAUGAAGUUUGUGAAAGACAUUUGAAGAAAAUUUACAAUUUGUGGAAGAGGGUUUCCUGCGUAACAACGUAUAACAUGACAAUUUCUCAGUUAGAAUUGGUGUACGACAUUCUUUCAGCCUGCAUUAAUAUGUACAAAUACUCAGCGGAUUCACUGAUAUCGAAAGUUGAAGAAACUCUUAUUAAAAUUGAAGAAUAAAUUUGUACAUAGUAUACACUUGAGUCAUAUGAUAUAUAAUAUUUGUUAUCAAUUAAAUUAAUGGUGCGGUUGUAAUAUUUAUUUUAUUACACUUAGGAUUUUUAUACAUAAAUUUAAACUUGUCUGUUUAGAUUAGGCAUAUUAUUAUA
Molecule: messenger RNA, 2212 nt
Organism: Aethina tumida (small hive beetle)
Lineage: Eukaryota; Metazoa; Arthropoda; Insecta; Coleoptera; Nitidulidae
Product: ATPase family AAA domain-containing protein 2
Exons: 12
Coding region: 36-2063 (675 amino acids)
Biological process (GO): positive regulation of transcription by RNA polymerase II
Cellular component (GO): nucleus
Molecular function (GO): chromatin binding; ATP hydrolysis activity; histone binding
Source: RefSeq, a predicted model, not a curated record